CUUUGCUAGCGUUGGCUGCUGUUUGUCACAGCCAAGAAGAAUGCCGCCAUCAAGUGGUCGAUGCGAAAAUCAUCCCUUUUAUUAUUGCCAGUCUCAAAAGUGAAUAUACCGGCCUACGCGUGGCGGCCUGCGAAUGCUGUCGUUCACUUUCCAGGUCGGUGAAGAAUCUCCGCACUGCAAUGGCGGAGAAAGAUCUCGUUUCUCUUCUGUCAUCACUUCUGACGGAUCCUGCAGAAGAGGUACAAAUCGCUGCCUGCGAAGCUCUUUGCAAUGUUAUUCUCGAGUUCUCUCCUAUGAAAGAUGAGGUUAUCAAUAACGGAGGCGUCACUUCUUUAAUUGGCUUGACUUUUCACAAGAAUGUUGCUUUGCGGCUCAAUGCGACUUGGGCAGUCAAAAACUUGCUGUACUUAUCUUCUACACAAAUGCACGAAGCCGUAAUGGAUGCUUUAACUUGGAAGCAGCUCUUGAAUUUACUAAAAGAUCAAGACCCCAAAGUUCAAGAGCAGGCACUCAAACUUUUGCGCAACUUAUCAUCUGGAGACAAGGAAGAAGGAGAAAAAAACAUCAAUCGGCUUCUUAAUAAUUUUGGAGAGGAACUAAAGGAAAUAUUACCUUCAGUGUUUAUGGGUGCUAAUGCCACUUUAAUAAUUGAUGGGCUUUACACGUGCAGUAACAUCGCAUCCGGAAAUGAAGAACACAAGAAUUACAUUUUGUCGAAUAAUGCACUUUUGAAUGCCGUAAGGGAUAAUUUGCUCCACGAGAAUCCGGAGGCUCGUAUAGCUGCCACGUGGUGUGUUCUUAACUUAACCUGGCGGGAACCUGGACGCAGUAGCCCGGCAGAGAAUAAGUAUAUUGAAGCGCUAUCCGCCUUAGAAAUCCAUAAACGGCUUGAAAUACUUAUCAGUGACUCGCACAAAGAUGUGGCUGAACGUGCUAAGGCUGCUUUACAACAAAAACCGUGUAAGUUUAGAGCUGAACGUAGCAAACAACGUGGUAUAUUGACCUGCUAUCAAAGUUCAUUAGUAGGACUUCCGUCAUCUUUAUCAGUUCUAUUUUCAGCAGAGCUCUUUUCUGCUUCUAAUAAGCCCUUAAGUUCUUUAAGUGUGAAGAAGACGGCGGAGAUAAAGGACAAAUAUUCUCUGUAUUUAUUACUUCGGAAUGAAAAAUUUUAUAGCUCCUAGUUCUGUUAAUCAGCGCCCGAGGAACGGAGUUGCGGGCACUUUAGACUAUAAAGAAAAAAAAGCUUCAAAAAAAGGAGUUUUGAACAGCACGUAAGAAGGGUUGAAGUGCUGGACGAAUAAUUUAUUAUUAUAACAAGUUGCUUACAUGCUCGGGAUGGAUAAAGAUGCCAGAGAAGCAGACAAACUGGCGAAAGGAGACAGUUCAUUUCGUACUUAACAACAAAGUUUUGGUAAAGAUUGGGUGGGGCCAGCCGUUAUCAAUAAGUUUUAUUAAGGACAGGUUUAUACGAACUAAGUUGUAACGGAAAAGUACUAAACCGUCACCAGGCUUACGGGAGGGAUUUCGGUGCUAAUGGUGAAAAUAUAGGAAAGUGAAGUAUCCAAUAAACCCGAUACCAUAAUGACAAGGGGAUAAAAUAGACACGAUCUUAUGUGGUAAGUAUGGGCGUUUCAGGUGAAAUAGAGUAUCAAUCACCACGGCUGGAUGGGUAAGAUGGUACAAAGCUCAAGGCCGAAAUUCCUGAUGAUGAUAAGCUGGUAGAAUCAGAGGAGUAGAGCGAACAGGAUUGAAGGGUUGACGUACUCUAUAUCUCUGUUUGUUUCUUAACUGAAAUCUCUCGGAUUCUUUGAUGAAUAAAUUCCCUGGAAAAUGUAAUAUCUGUCUUAAUAAACUUGUUUGAGACCUGUUAA
Molecule: messenger RNA, 1871 nt
Organism: Zophobas morio
Lineage: Eukaryota; Metazoa; Arthropoda; Insecta; Coleoptera; Tenebrionidae
Product: armadillo repeat-containing protein 8-like
Exons: 12
Coding region: 180-1181 (333 amino acids)
Biological process (GO): proteasome-mediated ubiquitin-dependent protein catabolic process
Cellular component (GO): GID complex
Molecular function (GO): protein binding
Source: RefSeq, a predicted model, not a curated record